CAAUUUACGACCAAAAAGUGCGUCAAUCAUCGACGACUAUCCAUCUCCGCCAUGCAUUCGCGCUUGGCUUUGUAUGUUUGGCUCCUGAGCCCACUUGUCGCAGCUCAGUGUCAGCCUUGUGGGCCUAAUGAGGUGUAUCGUGUUGGCAGUACCUGCACGGACAGCUGUGUGACGUAUCGCUGCAAAGGGCCGUGCCCGGCUAUUGCCAUGACGGGUUGCUUCUGCAAACCUGGUUAUUAUAGGAAUACGGAAACAAACAAGUGUGUCCCUGCGGACCAGUGCCCUUUCUAUCCUUGCCCAACGCCCAACUAAGCGCUGUAGUAUAAGGCGGUUUGUUAUUGGACUGUUUUGACUUAGCUGGCAACUGAGUUCCUUAUUUUUAAAUUUAUUGCUCUCUUAUAUCAUAA
Messenger RNA from [Torrubiella] hemipterigena, 407 nucleotides. Lineage: Eukaryota; Fungi; Ascomycota; Sordariomycetes; Hypocreales; Clavicipitaceae. The record is from the annotation of a GenBank genome assembly.